AUGGCAAGCGGAGAACGAAGCAGAACAGAAGGACUAAUGGCUCAGUGGAGAAAGCUCAAACUAACUGAGGAGGAAGAAGAAGUAGUAGAGAUAGCGCAAAAUGGAAACGAAGAGAUUAAGCAUAAGGGAGAAAAGAGUCUGAUAGGAAAAGUUUGUCCAGACCGAUCAGUAAGCAAAACGUUGAUUAGUAACACCAUGGCAAAAAUAUGGAGAAUCAGCAAAAGGGCAGUCUUCCAAGAGGUGGAAAGGAAUACGUUCGUAAUCUCCUUCGAAACUCAUGUAGAUAUGUACAGAAUCCUUGAAGGGAAACCAUGGUUUUUUUAUUCAUCUUUGUUCGUUCUGGUUCCAUACAAGGGGAAGUUAUGCCUCAGGGAUAUGGCUUUCGACAAAGAAACCUUUUGGUUACAAAUCCAUAAUUUGCCACUAGGUUGCAUGUCUAUGGAAUGGGAAAAGCAAAUUGGAAAAUCAGUGGGAAGGGUCAUAGAGGUAGAUGUAGAAGAAGAUGGUACUGGGUGGGGAAGGUACCUAAGGGUAAAACUAGAGUUAGCCCUGAAGAAGGCUAUACCGAGGGGUCGCUUUAUGAAAAUCUACCCAGAAUCUAUCUUAAUGCGGAUGGAUUGUUCAUGGAGAGAUGGGUUGCCUGGCUGA
Messenger RNA from Carya illinoinensis, 648 nucleotides. RefSeq lists its product as uncharacterized. Bases 1 to 648 code for a protein of 215 amino acids. Lineage: Eukaryota; Viridiplantae; Streptophyta; Magnoliopsida; Fagales; Juglandaceae. The transcript has a single exon. The record is from RefSeq and is a predicted model, not a curated record.